This is a messenger RNA of Toxorhynchites rutilus septentrionalis, 3468 nucleotides long. RefSeq lists its product as uncharacterized. Gene Ontology annotation, molecular function: zinc ion binding. NCBI's taxonomy places the organism in Eukaryota, Metazoa, Arthropoda, Insecta, Diptera, Culicidae. Gene Ontology annotation, cellular component: nucleus. The coding region runs from base 75 to 1127 and encodes 350 amino acids. The transcript has 3 exons. The record is from RefSeq and is a predicted model, not a curated record.
CAACACCAAACAUAAACAUUUCGUGGUGGCUACAUCGAAAUUCUGUUUACAGGAAAAAAUAUUUUCAUUUGGUGAUGGUCAUGCGUUGCGGGGCUCCGUUUUGUAUGCAGCAACCCGGAUGUGGUGCCUCAUUCUACCCGUUCCCCCAAAAGAAAGAUAUUGAGCGGCGGCGUCUUUGGAUAGAGAGGCUUUCGGUGCCGGAGGAUGAGUGGUCCUCCUCGAAGUUGAUUGCUUGCGAUCGGCACUUCUCCGGAGCUCAAUUCACAAAAACAGCUAAAGGAAAGCAUUUGUCUCGAGGAGCUGUCCCGGAUCAGUUCGUUGUGGCAGUAGAAAUUGAUUCGUGUAAAGUGCUGCACAACGUUUGUCGCUUUUGUCUGGAGACGUCCGAUAAUAGAAUGGAAAGUAUAUGUCAUUAUCAGAAUAAACCUGAGAUUCCAACGGUUAGAGAAAUCUACCAAAUUUUUGGCAUAGAGAUAAAUCCUGACGAUAAAAUACCACAAUUGAUUUGCGUGACUUGUCUAUCGAAGAUAAACUACAUCAAGCGUAUUAGGAGUCAAUUCCGCGCAAAUGACUUGAAACUUCGUCAAAUGUUUCUUGUUGGGAAUGCUCCUACGGCAAGCAAGCGAGAUUAUGAGGUGGCGACGGAAAACUCUGCAACUUGUUCCACGGUCAAAAGUGUAUCCCCAGAUGUUUCGAAUGAGAAUACCAUCGCUUUGGAACUUGUGACCGAUACAGAUUUUCAGGACGAACAAAUUACUAUAAUAAAACGACUCACGGACGAGGGAGAUACCGGCGAAAGUGAUGAUGAACUCAACCAAAACACCCAGUUGAUCACCGCAGAUCAAUUAACAAUCAUGGCAGAGGAAGUAGAAAUAGAAAACAUAGACAUAAAAAAUGAACACUCCGAGGAUGAUAAUGGUGACGAUAAUGACCCACAUAGCCUGUUCACUAGCGAAAUUGAGCCUCCUAACGAUGACUACAUGAGGAAGUUACCAACGAUUGAAGAGUUCGGAGCGCUGGAUGAUUCGCAGUCCGACGAAGAAGAAAUCAGCCCUGGGAAGAAACAUCGGACUUAUAGACCAUUCCGGUACACCAAGAGACGAAGGGACGAUGGAGUGCAAAAUUAACAUGAACAAUGUUUUGCAAUCUUUACUUUGACAGAGAUAAUUUAUGUAUCUAGAUAUAUAUAUCUAUAUAUCUGAUCGGGCAUACUCAUGUACUUCGAAAAUCCGUUUUCAGAAAUGAAGAAAGCGAAAAAAAAUGUAGCGUCUUUUAAAUUUUAACCCGCUUAGUUCGCACGUAGAUAACGCUGCGGGCAAUGAGGAGGAUUCACCGAAUAAGGUGUGUCCGCGAUGACAAAUGUACAGUGUCGACGUCUGGUGAUAACAGUCCUACAUGUGAGGUAAAUUACUUUCUAACGGAUAGCAGGCUCGAAGGAUGUUUUGAAUGAAAAUUUUUGCAACUUGUUAUUUGAUUGCGUAAAACACGAUUUCGAUUUACACCUACACCUACGUUAGAGCUUUAAGUUAGAGUUUUGUAUAUUUUCGAUGGUUUCAACACGCGAUUUGACCAAAAUCAUAGAUAAUCUUCGGAAGUUUUAAGUUUGAUAAUGCAUACAGGAUAUUAAAACUGUGGGUAAUGGUGAUGAAAUCGAUAGCACAUUGAGUUGGCUAAUAUCAUUGACCGCUUAAGACGUAGGACUACGCUAUUUUUUUUUUUUGAGAUGUGUUGACUUAUCAUUUCGGAUAUUAUUUGCGAAUACUUCAAAAUUUCAUAAAUAAUUCUUUUGAAAAAAGUUCCGGGGACGGGUUAACGAGAGGCAUCUUUUGUGCAUCGCCAUUCAACAAGCAUCAAACACGCGUCUAACAGAUGCACACAGUUGCAGCAAUAAAAAUGAAACAUCGCGAGAAUGAUCGUUAAUGAAAAAUCGUUUCUGGACUCUCGGUCAAAACCGUCAACAAAGCUAGGAGCUUGUAGUUUCAGAAAAGAGCCGAUGCGCACGAGAGCAAAUACGAAUGACAACUAAAAGUAUUGAAGGUGUGCUAUUUACAAAUACAGUUAGCGUUCACAGCUCCAGGGGAAACUCAAAACACAAAACGAGCAGAAUAGCGACGUUUGUUGUUUCGGGCACAGAAAGAUUCUGACAAUUUUCCUCAGAGGGGAUGCAAAACAAACUAACGCUAACUACAAAGUAAACUACAACCUUGCAUAGUAAGUAAGCUAUCGUACUCACUAUGCAAGGGUGUAGUUUACUUCGCAAAUAUUCUCUUUUCUCUAUCCCCCUUCUUUGUUUCUAUUCUAGCGGCUGCAUAAGUUGCCCGUUAUUGACAGCUCUGUUCGGAAAAGCACACAAAUGAACAGAACAAAUGUAUGGGGAAAUGGGAAUGCUUUCAAUUUUCAUCAAUUUAAACAAUCUACAGACUAUGGGAUUGUAAUGUAUAGAAUACAAAACAAAUCUUAGAAAAUUUGCGAUUCGAUUGGUAUGCAAAUCAUUAAAAUCCGUUCGCAGCAAAAAUAGUUAUAAUGUUAACUUUAUUUCAUAAAAACGUGAACUGUUUUCUGAUUUGGCACCCUUAAUGUAAGACGUAGUCCUACGUCAAAAAAAAAUUAAAGUUACAACAUUUAUACCAAGCCAUUCUUCAUAAUAUACAUACCACAUUGUAAAAUGAUGAUUUUCUUACCGAAUUUUUCUUUACGAAUCGUCGCAAAGUACGGGAAUGAGUGUUCUUUUAAAAAUCUCAGCAUAGAUGGACAAAAACCCGGACCAAGUAAUCCCGAAUUGGACCGAAAAGUUGUAAAUUAUAUUCAGCAGAAUUGGUCUGCAUCUAUUCGUGAUUUCAAAGUAAUAAAAUAAUUCAAGGUUAUCCACAUAGCUUGAAACUUGAUUCUUCAUUUUUGUUACAUAGUUUCAUCUAUUUUGUCAUUAUCCUGUUGAACUAAUUUCGCUUUCUUAAUUCGUGAAUUUGCAGCUGUUUUUGCCUUUUUCAGUUCUUCAAGUUUAUCUUUCUGCUUCAUCCGCUUCCUCAACUUUUUCUUUCUGUUUCAAUUCAGUUUUCCUUUUCCUUUCCUCAUGUUUUUGGCGCUUCGUCAUUUCAAUCAACUUCUUUGCAGGUUCUACUUCGUUAUACAACUUAUCCCAGAACUCGCUUGUGACCACUGCAGGAGUAACGUGAGGCUCACUUUUACCGUGAGUUGAUGAGUUACCAGGAUACGCGGUAACAUAGGGAGAAUUCAACGUUUCUUCUGUUAGAAGUUCAUCCAGUUGCAUAUAGUUCACUAAUUAUUCAACUUCCUUCAUAUCAAUCUUCUGGUCUGUAAUUGAAAAACAUGUGCAUUAUAAUUUUUAUGUUUUUAUUUAUAUAUAAAUUAUGUGUAGAAUUCAUUUUUAUUGUAUUUGAGAUUUCGAAUUAUAUUGGUGCGUUAUAUAAAUCUACGCUUUGCAUCCAUAAUAAAGCUGAAAACUCACAU